Molecule: messenger RNA, 2716 nt
Organism: Crotalus tigris (Tiger rattlesnake)
Lineage: Eukaryota; Metazoa; Chordata; Lepidosauria; Squamata; Viperidae
Gene: PBK
Product: PDZ binding kinase
Exons: 8
Coding region: 234-1211 (325 amino acids)
Biological process (GO): protein phosphorylation
Molecular function (GO): ATP binding; protein serine/threonine kinase activity
Source: RefSeq, a predicted model, not a curated record
UGCGCCGGCUGUCCACAAGACAGAGAACCAAGCCACUCCUCCAAUUCGUUCGCGGCGUGUCCCGAACCUCCAAUUGGUCCGUUCUCCUUUGCUCCGCCCCUAGUUAACGUUCUGUUUACGCAGCGCCAGCAGAGAUUCAAACGGUGGCGGAAACUGCCGGGGUGGUUGAGACUGAAUCGUAUUGUCGUCUUCCUCGUUAACGGUGGCGCGUCUUUUCCCAAAAAUCAUUAGUUAUGGCUGCAGAAGCUGCUUUCAAGACUCCUAGUAAGCUAGAAGGAACAAGAAGGAAAUCCGGACAAAGUACUUCAUCUACACUAUCUAUUCCAGCUUCUCCUUUCAUGCGAAAACUGGGAUAUGGAACUGGUGUGAAUGUUUACCUUAUGAAACGGUCUCCUAGAGGGAUCUCUUGCUCUCCCUGGGCUGUAAAAAAAAUAAAUACCAAAUGUAACUCCAGCCAGCAAAGUAUUUAUCAAAAGAGGCUGAAUGAAGAAGCUGAUAUUCUAAAAAAUCUUCAGCACCCAAACAUUGUGGGGUUUCGUGCAUUCAUUGAGGCCAAAGAUGGAAGUAUGUGUCUUGCUAUGGAAUAUGGUGGGGAGAAGUCCCUGAAUGACUUGAUUGAAGAAAGAAAUGAAAAGCAGAAGAAACCUUUUCCAGCUGCCACCAUUCUCAAAGUAGCGCUGCACAUGGCAAGCGGCUUGAAGUAUCUUCACAAUGACAAGAAAUUGCUUCAUGGUGACAUAAAAUCUUCUAAUGUUGUCAUUAAAGGUGACUUUGAAUCGAUAAAGAUUUGUGAUGUGGGUGUCUCUUUGCCUCUAGAUGAAAAUAUGAUGGUGAGUGAUCCAGAAGCUGAGUACAUUGGCACUGAGCCCUGGAAACCCAAAGAAGCCUUAGAAAAAGAUGGUAUUAUCACUGACAAAGCUGAUAUCUUUGCACUUGGGCUGACUUUGUGGGAGAUGAUGACACUUUCCAUACCUCAUCUUAAUCUGCUUGGGGAGGAUGAUGAUGAUGCUUCUUUUGAUGAAGCUGACUUUGAUGAUGAUGCCUAUUAUGCAGCGCUUGGAACUCGGCCACCACUCAAUAUGGAAGAGCUGGGCCCUUCAUAUCAAAGGGCUGUUGAGCUUUUCUCCUUGUGUACUAUGGAGGAUCCAAGAAACCGUCCUUCAGCAGCACAAAUUGUGGAUGUUUUAGAGUCGGAAGAGUUCAAAUAUUAGCCAUCCAAAUCAACUCCUGCAUCAUAUGGCACCUUUUCCGUUCUCUUCUAGAAAUGUUUGUAGGUGCUAACAUAGUUAGAUUAUGUGAGAAUAUUCAAUACUUAGUUGCUAGUUCAAAUGUAUUUACGAUUAAGUGGUCAUCUGUUUCAUUUUAAACUAUUUAAAUUGCUGGAUUAUUUUUUUAGAUCAGAUAAAUUAUCUCAGUACCUUUUGUUUUCUUAUUGAUAAGCUGAUGUGAAAACAUAGAAGAGGAUGACUAAUUCAGUGUUAAUGUGCACGAUUUGGAUGUAAGUGAACAAAUUCUCCAACUUCUGUUAUGUUCUAGAUAAGUUAUAUCAACUGAAUAUGACUCAGACAUAGUCAGUAUGAGAAUUUGCAAUUCAUUCAGAAAUGGCUGCACAUGUUGUAAAGGUCAACUAUUUGCUUCCAAUGUUCAGCAAUAAAUUACUGCUUUUGGGUGAUGUUACAAAGCCUCUCAACCUAUUGGCUGAGAUUACUGAAAACGUUAAGUGAUCCCAACCAUUUGCAGCAUUUUUGCAGAAAAGCUUAGGGUUCUUUUCUAAGCUGUUUCUCAUGGCAUUUCAAGGGCAGCAGUCCAAAAAUUAUUUGGAUUGCAUUUCACAUUCAUUGGAACAGCAGAACAAAACUUGGAAUGCUUUGGUUAUUCUAGGUCUCAAAAUUCAGAAAAAUCAUGAGUGAUUUCACAGGGCAAGUAAGUUAGCGCUGGUAUGAUGCUCCUGCCAAUAUAUUCCUAGUGCCUUUCCCUUUCUCCUGCCACCAAUGCCCUUAGUUGCCACGAUUGCCCUUAAUUUUUCUUUUACCCUCCCACACCAGAUCAUUUGUGCGUGGAACAGCGUUUUGGUCUGUAUCUAGAACAAAACUGCUUCACUUCAUCCUAUAUAUGAAUCAAAACACCUGAAAUAAUGUUUUUUUGUUCAGGUGCAUACCACAUACUAUAAUACAUAGUUGAAAUUUUCUUGUAUAAAUCCAAAUUCUGUGUGAAGGGCAAAACUGCAGUUUAUUGGAAUUACUGAAAAAUUAAGGUAGAGAUAAAUUCUAGGAUUAGUGGAAGGCAUUGCCUUUUGUAAUUAUAGCACACAGAUUCAGAAAUGUUUAUAUCUUUAAGAAUGUUUAUAUUUUUGCAAGAACAGUUGCUAUAUGUAGGAGCUCAAGUUCCUUUAGUGUAAUGGAAAUUGCAUUAUCUAUAUCAGAGGUCCCCAACCUUUUGGGCACCAGGGACUGGUUCCGUGGAGAGGUUUUUCUACAGACCGGAGGGUGCAUGAUUUUGUGUGCUGCUUGCAUCCCACAGAUGGGGCUUUGCUUGUUUGUGUGGCCCGGUAUUGGUCCAUGGACCGGGGGUUGAGGACCCCUGGUCUAUAUGGAUAGCAUCAGUUAAUAGACAAUUUGUUUUAGCUCGUUUUCCAGUUUUUCUAGAAAAGGACAUAAUAAAGAAUUGCAAUGACCUCAGAUCAAAAACCCUGAUUAAUGAUUCCAGUGCUUUGAAA